Molecule: messenger RNA, 8306 nt
Organism: Anopheles bellator
Lineage: Eukaryota; Metazoa; Arthropoda; Insecta; Diptera; Culicidae
Exons: 6
Coding region: 235-7659 (2474 amino acids)
Source: RefSeq, a predicted model, not a curated record
ACAGUCUUCGAACGAUCGUGUUCCUUUCCGUUCCGUAGUUUAAUACGUCGAGUUUUUCCAUUUGUUUUGGUUUUCCAUUUGUGUGUGCGUUUCCGCGACUUCCGCUUUCGAUAUCGCCGCCCCGUCGUCGGGGACCAAAGUGAUCACACGAAGCGAUCUGUUCCUACUAUCCGCUAGUGAUAGUGACAGCCAGUGCCAGUGCCACAGUGAAGUGAAGUGUCCGCAGCGACCGCAAUGUCCAUGCAGGCCCUGAACGCACAGCAGCGUCCGUCGCUGCUGGCCCGCUACCAACCGAAGGGGGGCUCACAGGACCCGCUGGGCACCCCGGCCCCGGUCGGGGACAGCCCGGUGCACCCGAUCACGAAGUCGACGAGCCAACGAAGCCUGCAGAACUCGUCGCUACUGCAGCGCUAUCAGCCGAGACCGCUGGGAAGUGCGGCCACCGCCGCUCCCGGUCGGACGCCGAGCCAGCGCAGUCUGGACCAAUCGAAGCUGCUGCGCCGUUACUACCAGCCCCACUCACUGGACGAUGGCCAGUCACCGGCCAGUCCGUCGACACCGGCCGAUUCAACGCAACAGCUGCCUCAACCAGCGCAACAGCCACGCUACAGCAGCCAGAAGAGUCUCGAGGGCUCGAAGCUGCUGCAGCGCUACAGCAAUCCGGUCAACAACUCGCAGGAGUUUACGGGGCUUUCGGGCCGCGAGAGUACCCCGGUGGCGGGUUUCGCUCGUGCCGCCAGCCUGGAACCGGAGCGAAGCGUCCAGCGAUCGUCGCUGCUGUCGAAGUACACGCCCCGGUUCGGUAAGUCCCUCGACCGGAAUCAGGUGCCACCGGCGGCGGCUACGGGUUACGCGGGUUACGGCAGUCAGCAGCACCUGCCCCAGCGCACCGUUCCGGAACGGGCAGCCCAGAGUCUGGCCUCGUCCCGGGCCGAAAUUGCCGACUACGGUGCGGACCACUUCGAUCAGUACCGGGACAGUGCCGCGCGUAGCCGCUCGUCCAGUGUGUCCCGCGGUGGACCGAUCCCGAAGAAAGGCGGUACCCUGCCACGGGGCUCGCUCCGUAAGCUCCCCGCAGUGGACGCUCCCGCGGAGUGGGCCCUGCCGAUCACCACGGACACACUGCCGGUGGUCGGUGCCGUCGAGGAGCCGGUUGUCGGCAGCAUUGCGUCCGCGCUGCCCCUGCCGAUGGUGAGCGUGAUCCCACCGACCCCAGCCAUCGCGCCGGAGGUUGGCAGUGCUCCACCCGGUCUGACGAGGAUGCUGCCAACAACCGAGCUUACUUCGGCACCGGCCAUACCGGCAGUGCCGGCGGCACCACCCGUAAAGCCGGUCCGUAAGGAUCUACCGGCGCAGCACAUCGUGAGUAUAGCCAUUCCCAACAUCACCACGGCACUCGCCGCACCAUCCGUCAAGCAAUCCGUGUCCAAACCGAAAGAACCAUCACCACCAUUGUUCAGCACCCGCGACCGCCUGGACCAUUACGGAAGCGCUUCGAACCCGGACCCGGCACCCUCAUCCGCACCCGGACAGACCACGAAACCGACCACGAGACUGACGAAAACGACGAUCACGACGCUGCAGCUGCCCGCGAUCAACGACCUGAGCAGCAGGCGCAGCAUCACCGACCUGCGGGGCGUGGCGGGGUCCGCGUCGCCGCCGCCGGCGCCGACGCUCGAAGUGAGCGAGUUUACGGACCGGGCCGAGCUGAGGCAGCUCGCGAGCCAGCGGCAUCAUCACGCCCCGGUCCGCCACACCCUGGCCAGUGCGUUCGAGCAGCUGGCCGGCCUGUCGGUUCCGCAGGCCAAGCUCGACGACGACCUGGAGGAACGCAUCGAAGCCUUGCCCCCCGACCGGAAGCUCAAGAAGCGGGACUUCACCUACCACCCGUCGUUCGUGCCGAAGCAACCGGGCAGCGGCUCGCAGGCGGAAAAGCGAGCCCACGAAGAGGACGAGCGCCACCGGCGGGAGGACGAGAAGCGCCGCCGGGAGAAUGAACGGCGGGCCCGCGAUGAAGAGGAUCGCGCCCGCAAGGACGCCGAGCGGCAGCGAAAGGAAGACGAACGGCGGGCGCGUGACGAGGAGAAGCGCAAGGAGCGCGAGGAAAAGAAGCGGCUAAAGGACGAAAAGAAAAAGCAGAAGGCGGCGGGGAAAGCGGGCCCCGCGUCCCCGUUGACCGAAGCCACGGAAGUAGUGAGUGCGCCCGCGGAGGAGAUGAUGGACCUGGCGAGCCACCUCGAUCACUACAGCGUGGCCACGAUGCAGCAGACCCAGCAGCAGCAGCGCAGCGUCUCCCUCGGGCGUCCGCGAUCCUCGGCUGGUGGGACACCUCACGGGAGCCACGGGGCACUGGGACGGGGGCCACUUUCGAGCAGUUACCAGAGCCUGGACCGAGCCAGUGCCUCCUCCGGCCAGCGGCAAUCGAAGCUACUCCAACGUUACGGACCGAAGACUGGGUCUCAGGAGGCACUCGGGAGUGCUGCGGUGGUCUCACCACCACCCCGGGAGUUGCACCGGAGCCAGGGCAGCCUGGACCACCGGAAGCCGGGCCGGGCGUCGCUGCUGGACAAGUACACGCCCCGACCGCUAAGUGCGUCGACCGCCGUUCAGCCCCGAUCCACGAGCCAGCGCAGCUUGGAGCGAUCCUCGCUGUUGCAGCGCUACAAACCGGGCGCCACUCCGCGGCAUGAUCCGUACGAGCAUCGUGAUCACGAGUACGAGCCCAUCGGAGACCCGGUUGAUGCUGCGGCCCCGCCAGCCAAACCAUCGCGACUACUUCCCGACCAACCGUCGGAAACCGCUUCGGGACAGGAGCGGAAGCCCUCGAACGCCUCGUUCCUGCGCGUCCCCGCCGACGACGGUGAUACGAUCAGCAUGGAGGAGCUCCAGCGAUCGAUCGAGGAUCGAUACUUUAACCUACCAACCCAGCCGGCAGCCACUACGACGACCGGAGCCGCCAGUCCCGUCCCAGCGGAUGAAGGAGCCGUUGAACCAUCGGCCGAGGGAGAACCGAAAUCGCCGGGCAAAGUGAAAGCGGCCAUGGCGAAGGCGCAGAGCAGUGGUCGGCAGGCGAUGGCGAAGGCCCAGACUAGCGGCCGGCAGGCGAUGGCCAAGGCGCAGGAGGGUGGCAAGAACCUGCAGAAAAAGCUGCUCCAGCAGACCGAUCGGCUCAAGACGAAGAUGUCCCACAUGAAGACGAAGAAACCGGGCGAGGUGGAGAUACAGGACGUGGCAGCGCCACUGGCCAGCCCGGAAGCCGUCACGACGCCGGAGCUGGAGCAACUCGACUUUACGCUUGCCACACCGCAGGACGAAGAGGUGGAAACGAAACCGGAGGCCACCGACCCCACGAAGCCGGGCCACAAGUUCGCCAACCGCAUGAAGAACAUCCACAUGCCCAAGCUGCAGCGGCCCGACUUUAAGCGGCCCGAGUUCACGAAGAAGCUGCCGAAGCUGCGCGGUCCGGACAUUAGCAUGCCCAAGUUCAAGCGCCCCGAGAUGCCCAAGUUCCUCACCGAGCGGCCCGACUUUGGCAAGAUGUCGGACCGGAUGAAGCUGACACGCAGCCGGUCGCUGAAGGAAACGGCGCCACCGGAUGGGCGUGCCAGUGCGGCCUCCCCAUCCGACGUCUCGACGAUCGGACCGCAGGACGAUGCGGACCUGCGGACGACGAAGGUCAACUACACGGACUUCCGCACUUACCCGCGGCUGUUUGACAAGCUGAAGCGCCCAAAGGCACCGGCCCCGAGCGGGCAGACCAGUGUCCGGGCGGGAACGCCACCGCCGCUUGAGUUCACGAAAGGUGCGAAGACGACGCCCCAUGUCCCGCUCUGGACAUCCGACAAAUCGUCGGAGGACCCAACGGGCAGCAACCGGUUCCUGGCCGGCAGCGAGCUGGACGACCGUGAGACGUCCGUCGAGCGGAGAAUGCGCCAGGAACUGGAGCGGGCCGAAUUUGAGGGUCCGGAACUGGCCGUCACUGCCGAGCAGCGGCAGCUGGAGGAGUACGAUAAGGAGAACCGUGCGAUCCAUUUGCUAUCGGCGGCCCGGCACGAUGAGUUUCUGCGCCGCAAACCGCCGAUGGAACGCCAGGAAUCGGACCUGGCGUCGGAGGAAGAGAAACAGUUCUGGGCCAGCUCGCUGGGUCAGAAGAUCCGUCAGAACAUUGACAUGAACAGCAACGAUCUGGACUUUCUGGACGAAGAGGAGCGCCUGCUGGUAACGCGCGAGAACCGAGAAGCGGAGGAAGAUCGGGAGGCACGAGAGCAGGCCCAGUACCUGCUCGAGUUGAGCCGGCAGCGGGAGGCAGCAGAAGCGGGCCACUUGGACGAGCGGCGCUCGUCCACUCCGUACACCAACCAGGAGUGCCAGUCGUCCGGCAGUUCGGGCGUGCGGCGCCGGAAGGGCGUGCUGGAAGAGAUCGACGACGAUGAGUUCUUCCUGCGCCAGAAGGGCAUCUCGAAGGACAACAUCCAGAUGGGCGAGUACAUUAGCAGCGCCAUCAAAGAAGGCCUCAGUCAGCAGCCGAAGAACGCACUGGCCGACCUGGACCGCUACGACCGCUACUACGACGACGACGAGCGGGACGGAGGGCUGCGGCGCUACUAUCAGCCGAGCUUCGAAUCGGAUGACGUGUCGAGCCGGCAGGAGGACGUACCCUCUAGCUACGGGCGGACGUUCCCUCCCGAUCGUCCGAACCGGCGGGCCAAGAAGGGUGGCCCGAUGUAUGGCGACGAGUACGGGGACGAGGAGGGCGAAGAGGACCUGUCGUUCUACGAUCGUCCGCGCAGGAAUCGGUACGGCAGCGAGCAACCGGAGCUCCUGCGGACGGCCCGCUACAUGGACGAGGACGUGGAGUUCGAGGACGACCAGCUGGCGGCGGCGGGCUCCGUGGUGCCGCCGACUCCGCCGACGCGGCGCCGCAAGAAGCGCUUCCGUGAUGUGACACCUUCCGACGUCGACCCAGUGGCCGGCUCCAAUCACUUCAUCACCGCCGGCUCGCUCCCCACGCGCGUCGCGACGUACCGUGCGACGGAGGAGGUUCCGCUGGCCCGGGAAGAGAGCUUCGGCACCAUACCGACGUCCGCGACGCCGAGCCGGGAACGGUUGCGGACCCAGCUGGACGCGAAGGGGCUGCGCGAUGACAACGAUGACGGUGCGGACCGAGUGUCGCGGGGUGCCGAGUCCCUGAUCGGGGGCAUCAUCGAUGCUGCGCCCGGCGCAAGAGGAGCGUACCCGUACGAAGUUUCCGAAAACAACGGCUAUGCCAUCGUACGCAAGGAAGCUCCCCCGCGGCCACCGGCUCCGAUGCGCCGCCGCAAGUCGACCCGCUCGCUCGACGCCCCACCGAGCGCUCCGGUGCGCCAGUUCCACACGCUGCCCAGCUACUCGGUGUCGCCGGUGCGCCCGCAGCGCAACUACAGCACCAUCAGUCCGAACCGGCCGCCUCGCCGGAAGUCCGUCUCGAGUCUCACCGGAAGCCAGCAGCAGCUGGGGAAGCACCCGCUCGGCGAUGGGGCCCCAUACGAGGACGUGCUGGACGCUGGUCCAGUGCCAACACCAGCACCACCACGACCACCGCCGCCAGCGACCAAGCUGAAAUCCGGCGACGUGGUUAACCGGAUGAAGGACCGUCCGCUGCCGGCACCGCCGCGUCCAACGAGGAAAACACGCCGCCCCGACGGCUCGUUCGACCACCACCAAGACCUGGACGGUGGAGCGGAACGUGUGGUGUCCGUCGGCGAAGUGGAAACGGCCACCCAAACGGACCCACUAUCGGACGACUUUGGGCUGGACGCGGAGAUAGCGGCCGUGACGGCGGCAGCCAGUCGGGCCACCGACACGGAAGUGCUCGAGGGUGCCCUGAGCCGGUUCCGCGACGGUAACGCCCGGGCGUUGUCCGAUCGGCCCAAAUCGUCCCGCUCCGGGAGCCGCCCCGAGACGCCCGCGUCGAUCCUGAUCGAGCGCAAGGUAUCGACGCCCUCGCUCACGCACGAGUCCGUCGUCGAGGCGUCACUCACGGUGCAGCCGCUCGACGGCGAGUUUGACGAUGAUCAGUACAUUGCCGAGCUGGUCAAGAAGUACGUAUCGGACGAGGCCCGCAAACCGGAGCCUCGUAAAACCGAGCGAAGCGACCGAUUCCGCAAGAGCACCAGCAGUCUGGGUCGCUCCGAGGAUCCGAUCGAUCCGGUCACUGUGGGAGGAACUUCCGCCGUGCGGCCGGCCUCGCUCCGGUCGACGAGCCGCUCCUCGGUCGACGGGCGCCACUUGGCGGUCACACCGGAACCCUUGCGCAACGUGGAAAUCUCGCCCACCGUUAUCGAGGAGAUCGUGGAAAGAUUGCGGACCACCGAGCAGCAUCACAUUGACGAGCUGCAUCGACUACACCAGCAACAGCUCCAGGACCUGCGCCUGCAGCACGAGGACCAAAAACGUCAGCAGGAGCAGCGACUCGAGCAGCAACAGCGCCAACUGCUCGACCAGCAAAGCCAGCAGCUGAACGAAACGCAAAAGCUGAAGGAACAGAUCGCACAGCAACAGAACCAGCAACAGUUGCUGCUGACUCAGCAACAGAACCAGCAGCAACUGUUGCUGGUUGCCCAACAGCAACAGCAGCUGCUAAUGGAGCAGCAGGAGAAGGAACGCGAGUUGCAACGCGACAAGGAGCGCGAGUUGCUGCGGGAACGCGAGCUGGAACUGGAGCGGGCCCGGGAGCGCGAACGGGAGUUGCACCUCGCCCGGGAGGCGGAACUGCAGAGAGCCCGUGAAGUGGAACAGCAGCGGCUGCGGGAUCUGGAGUUGCAACGGGCGAUCGAGGCGGAAAAGGCCCGUCAGGAUCGGGGGCUGCGUGAGCUCGAACUGCAGCGAGCCAUCGAGGCGGAACAGGCCCGCCACCGGGAGCAACAGGCAGCCCAAGCAGCAGCCCAAGCAGCAGCUCAGGCAGCAGCCCAGGCAGCAGCCCAUGAAGCGGCCGUUGCUAGGGAACCAGCCACCGUAACAGUUGAAUCGCAGGCUACUCAAGAAUCAGCUCCAACAGCAACCGAGCACCCAACAGAGGGCGCCACCGGGGAUGUGGUCGACGGCACUACCGUCCCAGUGGUGGCCCCGCAGGAGCAGCCACCCGUGCCCGUCCGACCGCCACUACCACUGCCACCCUUCGCCUAUCAUCCGGAUUACCUGGCGUACGGCGUUUCACCGUCUGCGGCCGCCGCCGCUGCCGCUGCCGCUUCGUCCUACCUCAUGCGAGCCAAUGCACCGCCCUCGGAGGAGGACGGUAUGGCUCCGCUGGCACCGCAACGCCGCCGCCGGCAUCAUCGCUCGCGGCGUGAGUCCACCUCGGAGGAGGACCAGCAGCUCCACCAGCAGCGUGAGCGCCGUCAGCACCGGCACGCCACCCGUUCGCCCGAACCCUCGAUCCCGUCGCUCGGUGGCCAGCUUAUGCGGGCGUGCGGGACGUCCCUGCGCCAGACCGGUGACGACCUGAUGUCGAUGCUGCGCGCCAGCAGCAAGGACGAGAACAAGCGCGAUCUGCACAUUGCCAUCAUCAUCCUGAUCGUGAUCGUGGCCGGCCUGAUGGCGCUCGGUAUGAGCGGCGAGAAGGCGGUCCACCACCACCACUGGGACUACUUCAGCCCACCCGGGCACGGUAGCAGCGCUUAGCGAGGCCAACCCGGCCCGGGUUGCCAUUUUUUCGUUUUGUUUGUCGAAGCACUGCAUUUCACACGAUCACAUCGCAUCGCACUCACCCACGAAACAGAUUGGAUCUUUACUUAGCAGCACCGUGCACCGUGCGAUUGUCAUUAGGAGUUCUUAGUCUCGUUCAUACCCACCACCCACCGUUGCAGCGUUGGGUGGUGAUCUUUCGACAGCUGCGAUACCAAAUAGGACCAGCUUCAGGUCCCCCCGGUCGUGUGGGUUCCGAUUCUGUUCCGUUCCGUUUUCGAUCCCCAAGUUUUGCGUUUGCGUUCCGAGUGACCGGAAACGGUCGAGAGUUUGUGUCUAGUCAUCCGUAGCCAGUUAUCGUGCGCGCCAAGGUAGGUGUUAGUGUGUUUACGUUCACGUUGGUCCCGAUCCGUCCCCGAUCACCCGCCAUUCUCCGCCUUUGGUUUUGAUUUUUGUUUUGCGUUAACCGCCCCGCCCUAAUUUAUUGGCCGUCCUUUUUCGGGGAGGAACUCCUUUGUCGGCCGAACGCGCCACCGAGUCAGCGUGUUCGAGAGGCCGCAGCGAAGGGAACUAGUUUUAAACAUAAAUAGUUGCAUUCUUACCAAUGAUUCAUUGUCGAUGAAAUAAAGAACGAUAAUUGUUAC